Dentiscutata erythropus is the source of this 865-nucleotide messenger RNA. Lineage: Eukaryota; Fungi; Glomeromycota; Glomeromycetes; Diversisporales; Gigasporaceae. The record is from the annotation of a GenBank genome assembly.
CUUCACUUCCUUAUUUAUGGGAAGAUCCUUUUUAUUCAUGUGUAGGGAGAAACUAUAUGAGCUUACAAAAAAUAAUUUAUUAUUAUUUAUCUGAUAAAAAAAAUAUCUUGUUUAAAUUUUAUUCUUCUCACUUUGAUGAUAUAGAAAAACCUCUUUUCGAUUAUUUAUCCUUCAUCAGACAAAUUCGUGUUGAUAAUAUUUUUAAUAUCGUUACACAUGGAAUUGAUGAUUUUGAAUUCGAUCUUUAUAUAGAUUGGAAAACCCAAGUCACAAAAACUGUUCUCGAAUUAAUAUUCAAUUAUUCGAAAAAAAUCACUUACUUUCAACUUUCAAACAAAUAUAAAUCCGAUAUCACCAAUCUUAUAGUUAAAUACAAUUCAAAACAUAAUCGAUAUAUUUAUCUGGACACUACCCGUCCUAGUGAUUUACUUAAAUUCAAUAACAUGUAUGGAAUCGCCCUUGGGUAUGGAAAAUGGGAUCGUUCUUCAUUUUGUAUCUCUACGAAUCUUCAAAUUUUUAAAAAAAUCAAUUCAGAAAAUAUUACAAAUAUCAGGUUCAGACAUGUUAAAUUCACCGAAAAAGAAGAAAAAAUAUUGGAUUAUUUCGUAUCGUUGAAAAAAUUAAAAUGUCUUAGCUUUAUUGAAACAAAUAUUGACAAUGUUAAAAAUAUUUAUGAAAAGUUUAAAGAUUCAAAAACUUUAGUGUAUUUAAAAGUUAUCUCAUGUAAUCUUAGAAAUUUCGUUUUUACAGAAAAUUUUCUCAAUGAAAUUCUUAACAAUGAGAAUAUCAAAAACAUCAUUAUCGGAUUUGAUUGGAAAGAAGAAAAUUUCUUAAUUAACAAAAAGAAUUCUAUUAAGAAAUAUAG